AUGCUGUCUCACGCCGACCUCCUGGACGCCAGGCUAGGUAUGAAAGAUGCCGCCGAGCUUCUGGGCCACCGGGAGGCGGUGAAGUGUAGGCUGGGCGUGGGGGGCUCCGACCCCGGGGGCCAUCCGGGGGACCUAGCGCCCAACUCCGACCCAGUCGAGGGAGCCACUCUGCUGCCCGGGGAGGACAUCACCACAGUGGGCUCUACGCCGGCCUCUCUGGCGGUGAGCUCAAAGGACCCGGACAAGCAGCCGGGGCCCCAAGGUGGCCCGAACCCCAGCCAAGCAGGUCAGCAGCAGGGCCAACAGAAGCAGAAGCGCCACCGGACGCGCUUCACCCCGGCGCAGCUCAACGAGUUGGAGAGGAGCUUCGCCAAGACUCACUACCCCGACAUCUUCAUGCGCGAGGAGCUGGCGCUGCGUAUCGGGCUGACGGAGUCCCGAGUGCAGGUCUGGUUCCAGAACCGGCGCGCUAAGUGGAAGAAGCGCAAGAAGACCACCAACGUGUUCCGUGCGCCGGGGACGCUGUUGCCCACGCCAGGCCUGCCUCAGUUCCCGUCGGCCGCCGCCGCCGCCGCCGCCGCCAUGGGCGACAGCCUGUGCUCUUUCCAUGCCAACGACACCCGCUGGGCGGCAGCCGCCAUGCCGGGAGUGUCGCAGCUGCCGCUGCCGCCGGCGCUGGGCAGGCAGCAAGCCAUGGCACAGUCGCUGUCCCAGUGCAGCCUGGCGGCCGGGCCGCCGCCCAACUCCAUGGGCCUGUCCAACAGCUUGGCGGGCUCCAACGGCGCGGGGCUGCAGUCGCACCUCUACCAGCCUGCCUUUCCCGGCAUGGUGCCCGCCUCCCUCCCCGGCCCCAGCAACGUCUCGGGCUCGCCCCAGCUCUGCAGCUCCCCGGACAGCAGCGACGUGUGGCGGGGCACGAGCAUCGCCUCCCUCCGCCGCAAGGCGCUAGAGCACACAGUCUCCAUGAGCUUCACUUAA
Balaenoptera ricei (Rice's whale) is the source of this 978-nucleotide messenger RNA. RefSeq names its product orthopedia homeobox (gene OTP). Gene Ontology annotation, biological process: regulation of DNA-templated transcription; neuron differentiation. The transcript is spliced from 3 exons. Gene Ontology annotation, molecular function: DNA binding; DNA-binding transcription factor activity, RNA polymerase II-specific. Bases 1 to 978 code for a protein of 325 amino acids. Lineage: Eukaryota; Metazoa; Chordata; Mammalia; Artiodactyla; Balaenopteridae. The record is from RefSeq and is a predicted model, not a curated record.